This is a messenger RNA of Xenopus tropicalis (tropical clawed frog), 1706 nucleotides long. RefSeq names its product CBY1 interacting BAR domain containing 2 (gene cibar2). The record is from RefSeq and is a predicted model, not a curated record. Gene Ontology annotation, biological process: cilium assembly. NCBI's taxonomy places the organism in Eukaryota, Metazoa, Chordata, Amphibia, Anura, Pipidae. Bases 257 to 1099 code for a protein of 280 amino acids. Gene Ontology annotation, cellular component: centriole; cilium. The transcript has 9 exons.
GCACCCCUCCCUGACUCUAGCAGUUUGUUGUGAGGUUACCUAGCAACCACAAGAGAGAAGCCUGAAGUCGGCAAAGGAGGCUGCUAAUUGUGACUUCCAUUCUGCAGGAUUUGUGUAACCCUUAAACUGAAUCUAGCACUUUAUAUUGAAUAUCUGCUGUCCCAGUUCAUCUGAAGGCAUGAAUAUAGUCCUGUCCCGGUAAGAGAGCUGCGAUCAAAAACCAGGGGAAUUGUGAUGGGAUGCUCAGGUCAAAAUUAUGGAGACCACAGUUGGCAAUGCUGAAAAGUACUUUGGGCAGUUCUGCUCUGUGCUGGCAUCAUACACACGUAAAACGGCAAAACUAAGGGAUAAGGCUGAUGAGCUGGUGAAGAACCUUAUAGACUUUGCUAACACUGAAAACCCAGAGUUGAGAACAGCCCUUAAAAACAUGGCAGAUGAGCUGGCAAAAAUACAAGACUAUCGGCAUGCACAGGUGGAGAGGCUGGAAACAAAAGUGGUAAACCCCUUGAAAUUAUAUGGAUCCUUAAUAAAAGACAAGCGGACAGAAAUCAAAAAGUUCAACUCAGUCAGGAACAGAGAAAUAAAGGAACUUGAAAAGCUGGAAAAAUUACGGCACAGAGCCCCAUCUGACCGCCAUGUUAUUUCUCAGGCAGAAGCCAAUGUUCAGAAAGCUUCAGUUGAUGCAGCACGUACCACACACCAGCUGGAGGAGGUCAUUGAUAAUUUCCAGCUGCAGAAGGUCAAGGAUAUACAGAAAAUUUUCUCAGACUUUUUGACAGUCGAAAUGAUUUUCCAUGCUAGAUCACUUGAAGUCUUUACCAAUGCAUUCCAAAACUUGCAAGAGUGUGACCUUGAAAAAGACAUGGAGGACUUCAGAACAAAGAUCCAUAUAAACACAGGGAAUGAGGAUGCAAGACCUAUGCAGGCUACUAACCUAUCUUCCAACACCACCUGGCGGGCAAGCAGCAUGAGUGUACAGAGCACACUGCAGAGGCAGCAGGAGAUAGAAGAAGACAGUUAUGAAGACUCAGAGGAGGAGGAUGAUAAUGAUGAUUAUGAAGAUCGCAGAAGAGUAGAAUACUCCAGAGUACGAAAAUAAUACCAGUUAUGGAAUGGAAUUCAUUUACUUAUGUUUUUUCUGAGCGAAUAUCCAAUGAAAGACUGACAGCAAUGGUACUGACGUCCUGUAAGGGACAACUGAGGAUGCCAAUUAGAGAAUUUUUUCCCAUUGAAUGAAAUGUAAUGAUUAGUACAUAUGUGGAAAAUCUGUAAGUGGGCAGUACAAACCUGUGCUAAAUAUAUACCGAAAGAAUUUUGUCUAACACUGUGCAUGGGGCAUUAACUAAUUUCUCUGACCCAUUCCUACUAAUCUAUUGAGAGUUGCCACAAGAGAAUAGUGACAUGGUUUAAUCUCACUCUUUAUUUCAAAUUAUAAAGCCUGAGAGUGCAUUCAGAGCUGAAAUAGAAGUGGGACAUGGACCUCUUCCCUCUUGUAUCUUGAUUUAUGGCACUUCAUCUUUGUAACUGUAUAUAAUCUGUAUUUACUUCACUGUAAUCCCCAUUGUACUAUUGCUGUAUUGCAGAUGUGUGCAGUGCUGUGUGUACAAGAAGUACUAUAUAAACAAAAUGUAUGUACAUAUUGUGCUCAUUAAUAUUUCAGAAAGUAGUAAAUAACUUAAUGCGACCUGAUACAUUUACUAUUUAAA